AUGGCGGAUUCGACGACGGCAGCAGACGCCGUUACUCUGAAACGGGAGUUAAAGAAGAUAAUAACAGAGAUGUUGUCGUACGGAGGAGGAAGCAAAGAUUGCGACGGAGGUUCUGGAAUCUUGAUGAAAGCAAUUGACGAAGCGAAUAGGAUCAUCAACCGCCUCAGAGAAGUUGAACCGGAGACUGAUAUACUUUCUUCCCCGUCGCCGGAAAAGGUGGAUGUGCCGAAAGAGUUUAAAUGUACACUCUCCAAGAAGAUCAUGAUCGAACCCGUCAUCAUAGCUUCUGGGCAGACUUAUGAGAAAAGAUACAUCACAGAGUGGCUGAAGCAUCAACGUACAUGUCCAAUAAGCAACCAAGUCCUCUCUCAUUUAACCUUGACACCGAAUAUUUUGGUCGAUGAGUUGAUUACACAAUGGUGUCUACUUCACAGAUUUGAGCGGCCAAGAUCAUCAGAAGAGAUAGUUACUGAGCUUUUCACUGAUGGAAUAGACUCAUUGCUUCAACGGAUCUCCUCUCCUUCCUCGGUUGCAGAUCAGACAAAAGCUUCAGAAGAGCUUCGCAGACAGACCAAGAGAUUCGCCAAUGUCCGAGCCUUCUUUGUCUCUGCACUCCCUGGCUCCAUCACACGGUUGCUCACUCCACUCACUUCUUUGAGCGAGGAGGUUGACUCGAACCUUGAACUUCAGGAGAAUCUUAUCACGACAUUGUUCAACCUCUCGAUCGUUGAGAAGAACAAAACAGUAAUCGCUGAAACCCCUAAAGUGAUCCCACUGCUUACAAAGUCUCUAAAGCAGGGGACAGCUGAGACGAGAAGAAACUCUGCAGCGACUUUGCUAUCACUUUCAGCCAUUGAUUCUAAUAAGCUCAUCAUCGGUAACUCGGAAACACUCAAGGCUCUGAUAGGUUUAAUCGGAGAAGGGGGUGUGUUCAUCACCGAGGCCGCCUCUGCUGUUUUCAACAUCUGUAGUGUGUCAGAGAACAGAGAAAAAGCAGUUUCAGCGGGUUUGAUUCCUGUGAUUGCCAAUAAGAUCAAAGAAGGAAGCAAUGUGGCUGAGUUGUUAGCUCUCUUGGCAUUGGUUUCUACACACAACCGGGCGGUUAAAGAAAUGAAUGAUCUAGGGUUUAUCAGUGAUCUGUUGAGUAUCUUGAGGAAACCGAGCUGUCCAGUGGCUCAGGAGAACGCUGUAGUGAUCGUCUUUAACAUGUGUGACAGAAACAGAGACAGGAGUGGAAGGCUGAAAAUGUUGAACGACGAGGAAAAUCAAUACGGGACGUUUACGAAGCUUGCGAGGCAAGGAUCAGAUCGUGCAGUGAGGAAAGCAGAAGCGAUUUUGAAGUGGCUUAAGCGACACGGUUCCGGUAAAGAGCCACAAAGGGGAUGA
Eruca vesicaria subsp. sativa (arugula) is the source of this 1386-nucleotide messenger RNA. The record is from the annotation of a GenBank genome assembly. NCBI's taxonomy places the organism in Eukaryota, Viridiplantae, Streptophyta, Magnoliopsida, Brassicales, Brassicaceae.